This is a messenger RNA of Arachis ipaensis, 3509 nucleotides long. NCBI's taxonomy places the organism in Eukaryota, Viridiplantae, Streptophyta, Magnoliopsida, Fabales, Fabaceae. The record is from RefSeq and is a predicted model, not a curated record.
AUGAGGAAGAAAACUAUUGCUAAAAGGCCUCCUCGUGAAAAAAUCUUCAAGCCUCUCACAAAGCCUUCAACCCGCUCUCACGACCGAACCUUCACUCUAUCUCCUUCUCCUCCUACCUCUCCUCCUCGGUGUGAUCCCAUGGCACGAACCAAAAAUCCUUCUAGGGUAACUCCUUCCGCCAAGAAGACACCACAGACAAAAGAACCUCCAUCCAAGCCAGGGUCAUCGAAGCCAAGUUCAUCCAAGGGGAAGCGACCAGCCACACCUAAACCUCCACCUGAGCCCACACAACCAAAGUCUAGGUCUGUUCCAUUACGCUCUCAAAGAGGAAAAACUCGAGUUCCUCUUAAGUCAGUUAAAGAACCAGACAUUGGCCCUUUUGAUCACAAAGCUCACUUUUUGACUUCUCAUUCGAACUAUAACCCUUAUAGAUUCAAACCUGCCAUGAACAAUGAUUUUUAUGAGGGGAUUAUCCAGUAUCAUACCCUGUGUCCAUCUUUUCUAGCUGAUUUGCCAUCUUUGAAAAGAAAAAAUUUUCCAUUUGUUGAUAACUUGAUUUUUCUGGACUGGAAUCAUCUUUUUGAUAUCAAAAAGCCUGUUUACCCCUUGUUGUAUACUGAUGUUGGGCUUUGUGCUUACACUUCGGUUAAGUGGGAUGAAGGUGUUGGAAUUUCUUAUCAUGAUGCAUUGGCUCACAUUUGUGAACAUGUUUCUUUAAUAGAUGGCAUUACACCUACUCAUAAAGCCCUAUGGUAUGAGCGUGCUCAGUUGCAUCGAAUGAACAAAGGACCUACUCGAUCUGAAAGGGUGGUCUUAGAUAAUGAAGAUGAUGACUUUGUUCCUGAGGAUUCUCCUUCUCUUUCCAAUGAGGGUACAUCCGUAUCUGCUGGGAAGAAAUCUGCUCUGCUGAAUGUGGUCAAAGAUGUUGUUCAGGAGUUUGUCUCCCAAUCAAACCACUUAAUUGCCAUGAGCAAGGAACAAAGGAAGCUAGCCAGCAAGCAUGAGAAUUUCCUAAAGAAAUCAAGGGAUAAAGUGGUUGUGUUCAUGUCUUUUAUCGAUAACCUUCAAGAGGAUGAAGACCCUGCCAUUGAUAUUGAAGAGGAAGCUAAUUCGGAGGGGAAUGCUAAACCGCUGCCACCACCCACUCCGCCCCACGCGCCGCCACUUUGCCACAAAGUACACCGCCAAGAUCACCUCCACCUCCCCAACCGGUCGCUCUCUCGUCGCCGCCGCCGAAACCCCAAAACGCCGUCGUUCUCAGACCCAUUCUCCGACCUCUCCGACUACCUCCAGUCCCUCCAACCCCAAUGCCCGACCGUCCUCACCCCUCUCGAAGCCUCCGAGAUCCUCAAAUCCCUAAAAUCCCCAUCCCUUGCAUGGAAAUUCUUCCACUUCUGCCCCUCUCUUUCCCCCAAUUUCCGACACGAGUCCUUCACCUACAACCGCCUCCUCCUCAUCCUCUCCAAUUCCACCUCCCCCGAACGCUUCGACAUGGCCCGCGACCUCCUCCGCGACAUGGACCGCCUCGGCAUACGUGGCUCAAUCUCCACCGUUAACAUUCUCAUUGGAUUCUUCGGCACUGGCCAGGAUCUCGAGAUGUGUGUUGGGUUGGUGAAGAAGUGGGAUUUGAGGCUCAAUGCCUACACCUACAAGUGCUUGCUUCAGGCGUAUUUGAGGUCACGUGAUUCGUCUAAGGGCUUUGAUGUGUAUUUGGAGAUGCAGAGGCGCGGUUACAAGUUGGAUAUCUUUGGUUACAACAUGCUCUUGGAUGCUUUGGCUAAAGAUGGAAAGGUGGAUAAGGCAUAUGAAGUUUUUGAGGACAUGAAGCGGCGGCAUUGUGAGCCUGACGCGUUUACAUACACCAUUAUGAUCAGAAUGACGGGUAAAUCUGGUAAAACUGAUGAGUCUCUAGCACUUUUUCAGGCCAUGUUAAAAAAAGGGUGCAUUCCUAAUUUGAUUGCUUAUAAUACUAUCAUUGAGGCCCUUGCCAAGGGGCGAAUGGUUGACAAGCUCAUUCUAAUUUUCUCAAAGAUGGUGGAGGAUGAUUGUCAGCCUAAUGAAUUUACAUACAGUGUGCUUUUGAAUGUUUUGGUUGCUGAAGGACGCCUUAAUAAGCUUGACGAUAUAGUGGAGUUAUCAAAGAAGUAUCUUAAUAAGAAGAUAUACGCAUACUUUGUAAGGACUUUAAACAAACUGGGUCAUUCUAGUGAAGCACAUAGACUAUUUUGCAACAUGUGGAACUAUCAUGACAAGGGUGAUAGAGAUGCUUACAUGUCCAUGGUGGAGAGUUUAUGCAAUGGUGUAUUCACUGCUCUGGGAAGGUUGAAGCAAAUAUCACAUAUUCAUGAUCUUUUUGAAAAGAUGAAACAAGAUGGCCCUCCACCAGACAUAUUUACAUACAAUAUUCUGAUCUCCAGCUUUGGUAGAUCUGGGGAAGUUGACAUUGCCGUAAAAUUGUUUGAAGAACUAGAGAGUAGCAAUUGUAAGCCCGAUGUUGUUACCUAUAACUCUCUGAUCAAUUGCCUUGGAAAGAAUGGGGAUGUUGAUGAAGCUCACAUGAGGUUUAGAGAAAUGCAAGAGAAAGGAUUGAAUCCAGAUGUUGUAACUUAUAGUACACUGAUUGAAUGUUUUGGCAAGACGGAUAAAGUUGACAUGGCGCGUAAAUUGUUUGAUGAGAUGCUUGCAGUAGGAUGCUAUCCUAACUUGGUCACAUAUAAUAUUUUACUCGAUUGUCUUGAAAGGUGCGGGAGAACUGCUGAGGCAGUGGACCUUUAUGCGAAACUUAAGCAGCAAGGAUUGACACCGGAUUCAAUCACAUAUGCGGUGCUUGAACGGUUGCAAAGCGGCGGGCAUAACAGGUUGAGAUUUCGCAGGCAGAACCCCAUUACAGGAUGGGUUGUCAGCCCUUUAAGAUGACACAAUAGACAAAGUAGUUGUUUUAUGUCCAUAUCAGGCCAAGAACUUUUGUACUUUAGCUUCCACAGGGCUAUAACGCUGCUAAAUCCAUAGUUGCGUUGCUGGCAUAAAGAAUCCAAAUGAUUAUGGAAAUGUGAUCAAAUCAGAUGUACUGCUUCAAGUGCAGUAGCUACAUGUUCAAGAAAUCAUAGCUGCAUCAUGUUGAUUUAUGAAAUCAAGUUUUCCUGCAUCGGGGGAGUUCGUUGACGAGAGGUAUCUGUUAUUAAUCUAUUAUGUAUUCUGAUAAUUUGAUUCAUAAUAGUAUCUAUACCAAGCUCAUACAAGGAUAAACAAAAUUUGGGGGGCAAAGACAAACCAAUAUUUUCUCUUUUUAAAUAGAAUUUUCAUUUCUUACAUGUAUAGAAUAACGAUAAUGAUAGGGAAAAUCUAGAAUCCAUUUCCCUGGAUAUCUUUUUGCACAUUGUUCUAGGAUGCUGUUGUAGUCUCUGCAAAAUGUAAAGCUACGAAACUGAAAUGAAAUAUUCCCCUUCCUUAUAUUCUUUCUCCUGCUAAUUAUUCAGUUUGAAGUUAGUUGUUUUCUUAUUCUUUGAUAA